Nezara viridula (southern green stink bug) is the source of this 2464-nucleotide messenger RNA. The record is from the annotation of a GenBank genome assembly. Lineage: Eukaryota; Metazoa; Arthropoda; Insecta; Hemiptera; Pentatomidae.
AGUAUAUUACCUUCUGUAACCUUCGAAAUUAGUUGGACUUCAGAUUGAUGGGCUAUGCAGUUAUUUCGAAAUUCUUUUGGUGUAACAUAUGAUGUUUUUUGCAAUUUAAAAAGUAGGAUAAGCCUUUCAUUUAGGUCAUUUCACAUUGGUCAUUUACUAUUUCACGGGGAUUACGAGUACCAAGACCCAAAAUCUGAAGAAGAGGUAGUUAGUAUUGUUUAUAUUGACAAAAAUGGAAAUAGGAAACCAGUCAAAGGAAAAGUGGGUGAUAAUGUACUAUACUUAGCUCACAGGUAUGGAAUAGAAAUGGAAGGAGCUUGUGAAGCAUCCUUAGCUUGCACCACUUGUCAUGUUUAUGUUGAUCAAAAAUUUAUUGGUAAGCUGACACCUGCUGAAGAAAAAGAAGAAGAUCUUCUGGAUUUAGCACCAUUUUUGAAAGAAAAUUCCAGACUUGGAUGUCAAAUAAUUUUAACCAAGGAACUUGAUGGAAUGGAAAUUAAACUUCCAAAGGCAACUCGGAACUUUUAUGUAGAUGGACAUACGCCUAAACCUCAUUAGUUAAAGCUGUCAAAUACUUAGUCUAGAAAGUUGUGAAAACUUAGUUUUAUUCGUUAAAGCAUCCUGCAGGUAUACUUUUGAUUAAUAUAUUCAAGAAACUUUACUGAGUUUAAUUAUAAUGGAGUUGACUAAAGAAGCAGCUGAUGUUGCACUCAAAGCAAUUGAUUUUGAUAAAAGGAAUUGUAUUGAUGCUGCUGUUUAUUUUUACCAUGAAGCUUCACGCCUUCUACGUAGGGCUUCACAACAACUUAAUGAACCCUUGUGUGAAGAACUCUUAAAGAAAGCUAAUGAGUAUGAUGAAAGAGCUGAAACAAUUCAAAAACCAUCUGAAAAGAGAGAGUUUCAGAACAAAGAACAUAUUAACUUGAACAAAUGCAGGUUUCUUUUUCGCCAAGCUUUAGAUGCUGAUGAGUCAAAAAAUGAAUCUGCAGCUGUUGAUUUAUACACUCAAGCUAUUCAGCUUGCAAUGCAAGCAUAUGCGAUUCCUUUUACUGACAAGGAUGGUCCAUUGGCGCUGUCACCUAAACAAAAAAGAGAUUUUUAUCGGUGGGCAAGACCAGAAGAAAUAUGCUCUGAGCCUGUGCUUAUUGCUGGGGAGAGAGUAGAUUGCUUCUCCAUUAAACAGACUAUUGUUUCUGACUGUUCUUUUGUUGCAUCACUUGCUGUAGGAGCUCUCUAUGAAAUGAGAUUUCAUAAACGAUUAAUAACCAAAAUCAUUUACCCUCGUAAAAGAAAUAAAGAACCACUUUUCAAUCCUUUUGGGAAAUACAUGGUAAAAUUGCACCUUAAUGGAGUUACCAGAAAAGUUAUUAUUGACGAUACUUUGCCUGUUAAUAAGUAUAACCAAUUACUCAGUUCAUUUUCAACGAAGAAGAAUGAAAUGUGGAUCUCGCUUUUGGAAAAGGCUUACAUGAAAGUAAUGGGAGGGUAUGAUUUCCCAGAUCUCCAUGCCCUUACUGGUUGGAUCCCAGAACGGGUUGCGAUUCGUGUAAAAGACCCUGACUUCAACUCAGAUUCUCUCUUUAAAAUAUUGCUCACUAGAUUACACCGUGGAGAUGUUCUUGCCACUGUGGCAACUGGUGAGAUGUCGGAUGAAGAAGCAGAAAGAGCUGGCCUCAUUCCCACUCAUGCUUACGCUGUAUUAGAUGACAAAAAAUUAUUACAAUUGAAGAACCCUUGGUCUCAUGUACGCUGGCGUGGAAAUUAUUCUGAAUUAGAUACUCUCCACUGGACUAGGGAAAUGUGUGCUGCUCUCAAUUAUGAUCCAAAAAGUGCUGCAUCAUUUGAUAACGCUGGAGUAGGGCCUGCUAAGGAUACUUUCAAUAUUGGCGACAACCCUCAAUUUCGCCUACAAGUUGGCGAUGGUAAAGGUGCUGUAUGGAUUCUUUUAACGAGGCAUAUUGUCGACAUUGAAGAUUUCAAAUAUAAUCGAGAGUAUAUCACUAUUCUUGUCUAUAAAAACAAAGGGAAAAGAGUUUAUUAUCCUCAUGAUCCUCCUCCAUAUUUAGAUGGUGUUCGUAUUAACAGCCCCCAUUAUCUUACUAAGAUCAUGUUGGCUGAUACUACAGAAAGGGACUUUACUCUUGUCCUAUCUCAAUAUGAGAAGUCUGUUACAAUCUAUUAUACUCUUAGAGCAUAUGCUACUUGUCCUUUCAGUUUAGAAAAGAUCACCGAUCCAUUUAGGCAUAUUAAAAAAAUUGAUGGGGAGUGGAGAGGAAUCUCUGCUGGAGGUUGUGCAAAUAAUCACUUAACCUAUUCAAAUAACCCACGAUAUAGACUUAAUAUUGUUUCAUACUCUCACUUAUGUAUUGAUUUAAAAGCUCCACGUCAGUAUCAAAUCGGAUUUGACUUCAUUCCACUGGUUACCGAUAAUUACUCUAGAAAAAGCACUGGUGAUUUUAGGUAA